Rhizophagus irregularis DAOM 181602=DAOM 197198 is the source of this 1755-nucleotide messenger RNA. RefSeq lists its product as uncharacterized. Gene Ontology annotation, cellular component: endoplasmic reticulum membrane. The record is from RefSeq and is a predicted model, not a curated record. Lineage: Eukaryota; Fungi; Glomeromycota; Glomeromycetes; Glomerales; Glomeraceae. Gene Ontology annotation, biological process: lipid storage; lipid droplet organization.
AUAGCAAGUUUAACGUAAUUAUUAUUUGUAAUUUACCAUUGCGGGUCAAUAGGAAUUUAUCUCCACUCACUUUGAAACCCAUACCAGUACAGAUCAAUAUACGACAUAAUAAGUCUUAAAUAGCUCAAAAGUUGAACUGUACGUACUUUAAUAAUUUUUUAUUAAUAAACUGGUUGGAAUUCACAAUGUUGGUGGAGAUUAUAAAUUUCUUUCUUUCCCCACUUUAUUUUCUUUUCGAGCCUUACAUUACCCGUUUCACAAAUGCACUGACUUCUCAAAAAACUCAGCGGACUGCUGUAAAAACAAUUUUUAUAAGCGCUGUUGCCUUUAUAUUAAUUUCAGUCGCAUUUGUGUCAUAUUUGGGCUUUUAUAUGAUAUAUGUUCCAAAAAUUGCUCAUGCGAAACCUGUAUAUUUACAAUAUCAUAAAGAUGAUUCUCCUUAUGCGAUUAUUGAUUUUACUGAAAAUGGCCGAUACGACAGCUUUUUAACAGCAGAUCAAGCAUAUGAUAUUUUAAUUGAUCUAGAUGUUCCUAGUUCGGAUAGAAAUGUUGCAUUAGGAAAUUUUAUGGUCGGUUUGGAAUUAAUGGCCAAGAAUGAGACGGUGCAAUAUUCGAGUCGCCCUUGCAUUCUUACAUAUCAAUCGGGUCUAUUUCGCGUCAUUUAUACUUUUUGGCGGUUGAUCCCUUUAGUUCUAGGUUUCACAAAAGAAGAUCAACAACUCAAAGUAGUUAUGUUUGAGAACAUGAUUGAGAGUGCCGAAAAGCCAAUAACUAAAGCAUUAAUUACUAUAUCAAAUAGUAACCUUGAUGUAUAUAAUGCUCAAAUUCGGUUGGAUGCUCACUUCCGUGGCUUACGGUACUUCAUGUAUUAUCAUUCAAUUCCUACCGCUAUUACUUUCAUGUCUAUGUUCCUUACCUGGGAAAUAUUAUUCUCAAUCAUUGCAUGGAGAUCAUUUGUUUCAUGGUGGCAAAGGAAAGUUCUUGCAGAUUCAUUAACAAGUCCAAUUACACCAAUUAUGAAAGUUACCGACAAUAUUACUGAGAACAAUUAUCAAGAUGACGAAUCGGAUAGAACAACUAGUCGACGUAGUGAAAGAGUAGAAAGAAUUUCGGAUGAUAAUGGAACAGUAACUGAAUCGGAGAGUGAAUAUGAAUCGUCGCGUCCUGUUUCGGUAAUUUCUCCAACAGACACGGCACUAGUCUCUGAGUCCGGAGAGAUGAGUUAUAAUACAGAAUCAUAUGUCACAGAUGAUGACGAGUCCAAUAGCGUUAUUUCACGAUCUUUGGAUGAUGAUGAUGCUGCUAGCGAAUCUAAUGAUGGUCAAAUUGAUGAUGAUGAUCAAACGGAAGGAAGUGCUACACCAACUACUCGAAGUCGAAAGAGUACAAUAUCCGAAGCCUCAACAACAAAUAAGUCAGAAGCUGAAGGUGCGCCUAGUACUAGUAGUGCUACUUUAACUUCUAGAUUACAAAGUGAUUAUACGAAACCAUACGUUAAAAAGGCCAGCUCGAGCGGUGGUAAUAAUGGAAGUGAUAGGGAAUAAUUAUAUUGCUAGUUGGUAAAAAGUAUAAAGGGAAUGACGUAUUCUUUUUACCUCUAUAUAAAUUUUCUUACCUUUGCAUUUUUAUGAUUUCAUUACAAUUUUAAUUAUUUGCUUAAUAACAUAUAAACAUAUGGAUACUAGGAUCGCAAAGAAACUUAUAAAAUUGGAAUAUUAAGAAAAUUGUUGUAAAAUUGUUAUUAUAUUUUCUUAU